This is a messenger RNA of Zootoca vivipara (common lizard), 1667 nucleotides long. It is a transcript of the gene PCYT2, whose product is annotated as phosphate cytidylyltransferase 2, ethanolamine. The record is from RefSeq and is a predicted model, not a curated record. Lineage: Eukaryota; Metazoa; Chordata; Lepidosauria; Squamata; Lacertidae. Gene Ontology annotation, molecular function: ethanolamine-phosphate cytidylyltransferase activity. Gene Ontology annotation, biological process: phosphatidylethanolamine biosynthetic process. Gene Ontology annotation, cellular component: cytoplasm.
GAGAGCUGCGGCUCCUCCCUGACCACGUGACGAGGGAAGUGACAGCGCCGGGGUCGGCCAGCCGCCCAAGAGUCCGGCACUCACUCGCCGGAGAUGCUGCGGAACGGAGCUGCCGGGGCCUCCUCCCCUUCUGGCAAUGGCGCCAACCGGCCUGUGCGCGUGUGGUGCGACGGAUGCUAUGAUAUGGUGCAUUAUGGGCACUCCAACCAGCUGCGGCAAGCUCGUGCGAUGGGUGAUUAUCUGAUCGUAGGAGUCCACACAGAUGAAGAGAUCUCCAAGCAUAAAGGACCCCCUGUCUUCACUCAAGAAGAGAGAUACAAAAUGGUGAAGGCGAUCAAGUGGGUGGACGAGAUUGUACCAGGAGCUCCUUAUGUCACAACUUUGGAAACGCUGGAUAAAUACAACUGUGACUUCUGUGUACAUGGGAAUGAUAUCACACUUACUGUGGAUGGCAAGGACACCUAUGAAGAAGUAAAGAAUGCUGGGAGAUACAGGGAAUGUAAGCGCACUCAGGGAGUAUCCACCACAGAUCUGGUUGGCCGCAUGCUGCUCAUGACCAAGGCUCACCACAGCAACUUUGAUGAAGAAAUGGAUUAUCGGAAGCACGCAGAUAACUUUGGGAAAUGCCCUAAAGGUCACAGCCCCUGGACCGGAGUUUCCCAGUUUCUACAGACAUCCCAGAAGAUCAUCCAGUUUGCAUCUGGCAAGGAGCCACAACCAGGAGAUACUAUAAUCUACGUGGCUGGUGCUUUUGACCUCUUUCAUGUUGGUCAUGUGGACUUCCUAGAGAAAGCGCACCAGAUAGCAAAGCGACCUUAUAUAAUUGUGGGGCUACAUUUUGACCAGGAGGUGAAUCUGUACAAAGGCAAGAACUAUCCAAUCAUGAAUGUGCAUGAACGAACCCUCAGUGUUCUAGCCUGCAGGUAUGUUUCUGAGGUGGUUAUUGGAGCCCCCUAUUCCAUCACCGCUGAUCUGCUGGAUCAUUUUAAGGUGGACCUUGUGUGCCAUGGAAUGACCGAGGUGGUACCAGACAAGAAUGGGUCAGAUCCAUAUGAGGAACCCAAGAAGCGUAAUAUCUUCCGGCUGGUGGACAGUGGCAACAAUCUCACAACAGAUCUGAUAGUGAAAAGAAUAAUUAAAAACAGGUUGGAGUUUGAAGCCCGGAACCAGAAGAAAGAAGCAAAAGAAUUGGCUGUGCUUGAGGCCAUGAAGAGAAGAGAAGAGGAAGGGGCCCUGGGGAAGGCAGGCCAGGAAGAUCAUGAGAGCUAGCAUGCGGAACGGUGUGGCAGAAUCCUUCCCUCCUGGAGCGGCAAUAUUUUCCUGGAGGAUAGGAUACUGCUGCCAGCCUUAGGAAGGCCUGCGGUCACAAUUCUCCCGUGUGUGGGGAAGAUCCCAGAUGCUGCUAUCUAGUUAGCCCAGGCCCAACUCCCACGGGAAGAUUUUAACAUUGCCCUUUCAAUAGCAGGUUUCAAUUCCAAUGAAUGUUUGCAAUAUGGUGUGAUUUCACCUGACAUAUUGGAGCUGGGGAGUCAGGGUUAUCUCUGCUCAACUUCUUAUUGAGUCUCUGCAUCUCGGGGCAUCUCCCUGAUUUCUGCCUGCCAGAGACAACUUUUUAAUCUUUAAAACCUUUCUGGUUUGGCUCAUUGCUUACAGCAUUAAUAGGAUCC